AUGGGCAUAACAUUUAAUACUGGAUUUCCUAUAGGUUUUGCAUUGAUGUCGAGGAAAACGGAAAGGGCAUACACGACGCUUUUCAAUAAGGUUUUAAGUAUAGUACCAGAGUGGCAACCUCAAACCAUAAUAGUUGAUUUUGAAAGGGCAGCUAUUGCUGCUAUAAGAACAAUGUUCCCAAAUACCACUAUUAGAGGCUGUUGGUUUCAUUCCUCCCAAGCGGUAUGGAGAAAAGUUGCAAACAUAGGAUUGAUUGAAAUAUGUAGUAACCAUCGAGGAGCCUAUGACACAGUGCAUAUGUUGAUGGCAUUGCCUUUGCUGCCGACAAAUAGUAUAGCUGAAGGUUUUGAAACUGUAAGGGCAUACUAUAUUGAGAAUGUGCAAUCAUUGAUUAGCAAUAAUAAUGAUUACAAUUUUACAUUAUUAUUUGAAUAUUAUAGAUCAACAUGGCUUGCAGGAAUAAACGCAGAUAUAUUGUCGGUGAGUGACACCGUUUGGCGUACUAACAAUGUGAUGGAAGUAAGUCACCAACAUCUCCAAAUGCACAUGCAAAAUCGGCACAAUCCUGAGCCAUGGGUGUUUUUGAAGGGGCUAAUUACUUACUCAAAUGGUGUUUUGAACGAUUAUAAUGAGGCUACUGAUGGUGGUCAAGUAAGACAACCUCAACGGCAAGUUUGGAUAGAUCAGCAAAGGAAUUUAGAUAGAUCCUUGAGGCUGCUUACAGAACAACGCUACUCAAUGUUGGAGUUUUUAAUAUGCGCUAGGCAUUCAACACCAACUUUUGGUGUAAUACGGCCUCAACACCAAGCUAUUGUAGUACCUGCUGCUGUCUUUCCACAAGCUCCAUUACCACUCCCCGUUGAUCAGCAGGACAUACAACCUCAAGCUAUUCCUGUGCUCCCUGCUACUGCUUUACUACAGGCACCAUUACAAGAAAAUCAACCAGCUUUAUUACCACUGCACGAUGAUCAGCAUCAGGAACUGAUUCGUGAAGAAAUAAUGAGAAGGAUUUUACCACCUAGACCAGCAGUGCACGUUCCUCGAGAUCUUUUUUAUAAUCUUGAUGCCGAUGCAGAUUAUUCAGAUGAAGAUGUGUCUACCGAACAGUCUGCGAACAGUCCAUCAGUUAUUUACAUUGAACGUGCAGAUUUGACAAUUAUACCAAUAGAAGAGGAAACGUGUUACAUAUGUUUGUACAGUCCACCAACAGUGGUAGCGUAUCCAUGCCUACACCAAGGCCUAUGUGAAGCUUGUCAUGAAAGUUAUUCAAGGAUGCCUCCGAAUGAGCAUAGGCCAUAUUACCGCUGUCCACUUUGUAGAGCUGGAAUAGAAAUCUACUAUAUAUUAACUUGA
Macrosiphum euphorbiae (potato aphid) is the source of this 1353-nucleotide messenger RNA. Lineage: Eukaryota; Metazoa; Arthropoda; Insecta; Hemiptera; Aphididae. The record is from the annotation of a GenBank genome assembly.